CAUAAUUCAAUUAUAUCAAAUCCUCAAUAAUUCUCUACAACUACCGACAUGUCAUUAGUCGUCUUAGCCCCAGCCCGACCUCCUCUCCCCCCAGACCACAAGACCAUUUUCCUCGCAGGAACCACCAGCACCACCGACCCCGAUCAGCAAGACUGGCGCUCCACCCUCUCCGAUGCCCUGGCCUCUCUCUCCCUUCCCAUCGUAAUUCUGAACCCCUUUCGUCCAGACUGGGACGACACCUGGCGAGAGGACGUCUCCGACCAGCGCUUCGUCGAACAGACCACCUGGGAGCUCGACAUGCAGCACCACGCAGGCCUGGUCGUCUUUUAUUUCCACCCGGACACCAAGGCCCCCGUCAGCCUCCUCGAGCUGGGCCUGGCCGCUCACUCGGGGAAGCUGGUCGUCGUGUGUUGUCCCGCGGCCUUCUGGAAGAGGGGCAACGUUGAGAUUGUCUGUGCCCGGUAUGGUCUCACCUUGGUCGACUCGCUGGAUGAUCUUCGAGAUGUCGUUGUGAAGCAGUUGGAGACGCAGCAUGGAAGAAUUUCGCUGUGACUCCCGUCAUUCGUCUAUCCCGACCUGUGUGUAUUCAAAGCAUUGAGGUCUUUGAUCGUGUAUGUUGUUUGGUAAUUAGUACGCACGACUUUGAUCACAUUGCACCAUCUCUGUGGCCCUCUGGGAGGAGGCUUGACUUGAUAUCCGA
This is a messenger RNA of Sodiomyces alkalinus F11, 700 nucleotides long. RefSeq lists its product as hypothetical. Lineage: Eukaryota; Fungi; Ascomycota; Sordariomycetes; Glomerellales; Plectosphaerellaceae. The transcript has a single exon. Bases 49 to 552 code for a protein of 167 amino acids. The record is from RefSeq and is a predicted model, not a curated record.